AUGAACAGAGAGAUGGAUUAUGAAGGAAAGCAGGGAGAGAGAGAGAGUGUUGGGGAAUACGGCAUGGGGUAGGAAUUUGGAAUGUGAAAUGACUAAUGCAAUUGCUCAACCCACAACAAGAACAUGCAAUGCCUAGAGCUAUGACAGGGCUGAGUGCAUACCUCUAUGGAGGGGCCUACCACUGAAGUAUAGGUGGCUGGAUGGGGAGUUAUUACUGGUGGUUGACUGGGAGGGUGUUGAGGAGUUUGGGUACAAAUAGGUGUUAUGUUGGUGGGUAAGGGUAACUACAGGUAGAACUCAUGAAAGUCCCACGUGAGAGAAUACCUAUGCUGUGUUUGUGUUUUGUAUCACUGAGUUUUCUGACAUUGUUUUCUGACAGUUUCAUGUCUCAAACAGUACAGCCUCCCGUGCAGGGUUGAAGUGGCACCCUGAGGGAGACCAUGCGGUGCAUUGGAGACCGAGCCAAGACCUCAGAGACAAGUACACAGAGGAGAGAAACAUAAAUCGACAGUAGAUAUGAUGCAGGACAGAUGAAAAGAACUGCUUUAGUGAAUUCAUUUCACACACAUGAAAUAUGUAUCAACCCCUACAAAAAAUGUCCAUGAAUUAUAAUCCACAUAAUAAUUCACAUUUCCUGUUGCUGCAGGAUUAUUUUCCUGCUGUAGCAAACUGGCUCAAAUUAAAAUCCUACAUCUGUAAGCCCUUGGCAAUCCCUUCUUCCAUGGCUGAGGGCUGCUGAGGGCUGGCUAAGGGCUGGGAAAACUGGUAGGGGAGGCUGUUCCCAUGAGCCCCAUGGCUGCAGUGGAGGGAACACCUGGAGCACCAACACAGCUGAUUGCACUGCAGCUAUGGUGAUAGGAGACCACGAUAAGCCCCCCUAUACCUCCCUAUCUGACUCUCCCUGCCUCCCCCUUUCUCUCAGCGCACAAUAUAUAUACACACUCACACACUACAUUGACACUCUCACACAAAACCCUCACACAUUCACAUACUGUACACUACAUACGCACACACACACACACGCAUACCGACAACACAAACACACACAUACCGACACAACACACACACACACAAUAUGCUGCUGCUGCUACUCUGUUCUUUAUUUCACUCUUAUUAUUAUCCAUCCUGAUGCCUAGUCCCUUUACCCUGCCUUCAUGUACAUAUCUACCUCAAAUAUCUCAUACCUAUGCACAUUGAUCUGGUACUGGUACUCCCUGUAUAUAGCUCAUUUCUUGUGUAUUUUAUUCCUCUUGUGUUACCAUUUUCCUUCUUAUUAUAAUUGUUUAACUCGUUGGGAAGGGCUCGUAAGCAAGCAUUUCACGGGUUAAAUCUAGACCCGUUGUAUUCGACGCAUGUGACAAAUCAAAUUUGAUUUGACACACACACACACACACACACACACACACACACACACACACACACACACACACACACACACAGUGUAGGCCUGACCUCCAUUACAAGCACAAACAAAGCUUUCCCAGAUCAACAAAGUCCAGAACAGGAAAAUAGAGAUAAGGUCCAGAGCUCUGUGUUCUCAACACAUGACAUCUGGUGGUGCUAUGAACAUACAUAUAUUCAUACUGUAUGGGAUAUUUACAUUCAUGUGGUAUCACCUGAAAUUAUAUUUGAUUGUGAAACUAAGAUUGGCAAUACAUUAUUUGUUGAGAGAAAAAUUACCCCAUGUAUAGAUAUAGGAUCUUAAUUUGAGCCAUUUUGCUACAGCAGGAAAAAAAUCCUGCAGCAACAGGACAUGUGAAUUAUUAUGUGGAUUAUAAUUAAUGGAAAUGUUUUGUAGGGGUUGAUACAUUUUUCAUUAAGGCAAAUCGAGUCUGACAUUUUAAAGUGGAAAAUACAAGUUUGCAUUUCCUGCUGUGUGGGGAAAUUAGUGAUAACCUCUAAGUUAUUGGAUAAUAAUCAAAUACGUGGACACAUAAAAGUGGUAGUUUUGAUAUCUACAUUUUCAUCAUAGAACUAAUUCCCCCAAUUCAUUCAUUUCAGUAUCACAAGUAAAGUAUUCAUCAAUCUAUCAUCUAUCUUUUCUUUUGACUUUCCCAAAACCACAUUUUAAGACUCAUUGACACGUAUGACUUGAUGAUGAGAGUGUGGUUAAACCCUAGUGCAUGACUGUGGAUCGGAAGCUGUCACUCUGUGUAAUGCUACUGGCAGGCAGGGGAAGCCUGGUGAGGUGCUCUAUGGUGCUCCUCUCUGUGCCAUGUUGCUGUUUACCUUCUCUCCCUGGGAGAGCAGAGAGCAGGGGGACGGCAUGUCAUCCAGUCAUGGGGGUGGACGUGAUCUCUCAUCCUCACCGAGACAGGUGUCACCACUCCUAGGUGGUAUGGCCACAGGGCUGUGUGUGUGUGUGUGUGUGUGUGUGUGUGAGGCUGACAGCUGCAUGAUCCAUGCUCCCUGUGCUCUCUCAGGCCAGAAAGGCAGCAGGUAGAGAGAGAGAGGGGGGGGGGGGGGGAGAAGGAGAGGGCGCGCUCUCUCACCCCUGUGCUCCAUUACAGCCAAAGAGCAGCAACAAAUGCCAGUCGAACCCCUCUCCUUGGUCCCCAUAGACCUUAUGAAUUUUCCCUCUCCUAUUUGACAGGCACUCAUCUGCUAUCAUUCAACCUCUCAUCACGGCUUCAAAGACAAGCGGAUCAUUUCCCUCAGGAGAAUGAGAAGAUCAGUGUUGCCUUCCAAAAAAUGACUGGUAUCCAAACAUCGUUGCCCUGAAGCAAUUUAGCUCCUCAUAAUUGGGCUCUUCAUUUUGUCUCUCCGGGGCUAUGAUUGUAGAGUUAUAAUGUAUUAUUUUGCCUGAGAAGGAUCAUUCAGUGCAUUAAAUAUAAGUGAUUUAAUAACAUAUCAUUUUCCCUUUAUGUAUAAAACAAAGGCAUAGGGGACUCAUUCAAUGGGACGGGUGAGUUCCUCCACCUAACAACAGUGCUGCUGCCAUGGUGUCUAGCCAGGAGAGGGAGACUGAUCCGGCUCAAAAUCCUCUCUAGUUCCAGGAAACUGCUUUUGACAGCCCCAGGGGUCCAGCCCUGGCAUCAGGAAAUAGGGUGCCUUACUGCUGGUUCAGAAAAGGGGCCACACACACACAGGGCUAAACAUCUCCACCAUCCAGCUUCACACUAGACCUAUCCUGAAAACCUCAACAACAAACCCUAAUUCAACCCUACCUACACAGUCCUUCUUUGGCUCUUUCCCCCAUAGGUGGGUUCAGUGACUGAUGACAUUGAGAGCUGAACGUAACAGAAUAGGGGAGUUUAGCAGGAGCGGGGUUGAAACGGACACAUGAUGAUGACUUGGUCAAUCAGAGUGAAGCGAGCAUUCUCCACACCUGGAAUCUAGGUGUCAGUAUCUGCCUGUAGUGCUCAGGUGUGGGGGGGAAGACCGGUAAGCUCUGCUCCUCCUUUCUCCAGGGCUGAAAGAUAGAGGACAGACAGUGAGGACCCUACGACCUCAGAAGGGAGGCAAAUACGCCCCACAUAAUCUGCCAAAGGGCUCAUAGGGGCCCUUCCUCUCCUUCUCUACUUGUCUGAGCUACAUGUUAAAACUGCACAUAUCCCACCACUGCCCUGGGGAGGUGUUAUGACAACCGAAAAUGGUGAGCAGCAAGAGCAAGAAGUGGCUUGAACAGGAAUCAUGUUUUUUGACAUGUGGGGGUGGGUUAAAACAGGCCUCUGUUGAGAAGCAAGUAGCCUGGAGAGACAAGUGUCAACCAUCAACCAACAGGCUCAGCAAACCAUCUCUCUCAUGAUAGGUCGGUUGUGCUGUGUGGGGUAAACAAUAACACAUUAUAGAGACAUUAAGAGCCAAUUCCCCUGAACAUAUAGUAUCUACCAAUGGGACACCUGCACUUGUUUGCUGCUCUGCUUAUAACCUCAUGCAUCCCCAGUGGUAGGCUGAUGGAGCGUAGGAGAGAGAGAGAGCUGAUGUGAGGUGUGGUUUUGUAGGGGUGCCAGGGAUUGCCCCAGGAUGAUUCUCUCUUCUGGAUCACUAAGGAUCCAUUGUUAACAUCUCAGGGGGGGAAAAACACCACUCAGUCACAGCAUAAUUCUGAGAAAUCAAACCACGUCUGUUUCACACACUUAUUGAAAGGGAGAGCGAAUUUGAUGGGCAGCUUAACAAACAAUCUGACACCUUACCUCAUCCUCAUUCAUCCUGGGUGCAGCCGUUUGUGACUUCUCCCAAUUUCAUCUGCCCGUGGAAAGUUUGAUAUCAUUAUUGUUGGUAUGUCUGUAUCCGCGGGCAGAGGAGGGAAUCUGGGACGGACAGACAAGUGUAUUCCGACACCAAUCUGUGGAAAAGGGGAUAAUUAGACAAAGCCAGGGUGAGCUGACAAAACUUCGCCUGGAGACGUCUUCUCAUUAAGUCUUUCCAGUUACAUGUGUCUCCCCGUCAACAGAUGAGCCUAUGCCUCACUCAAGCCCUGGUCGGAUUGAGGGGGAGAGGAUGGUUUUUGUUUCAACAGAAAGCACACUGUCAGUGAUUCAGCUUAAGGGUAUGAUAUAUGACAUUAAUGUCAAAGCUGACAAUUGAUGUAGUUCAAUAAGUCUUUUACUUUUGUUAUGGUAGUCUAAGCAUCAAAUGAACCAAAAUAGAAACAUGAUUUAAAAGCAUCACUCAAAUCUAGAAAGCUCACUUCCACUUCAUAAAUGUAGGCUAUUAUCAUGCCAUAUUUUAGUGUUGAAAGAUAGUGAAAGGUAAGAGAGAAAACAUGAUGAUAUGCAUAAAAUUGCAUUAACUUGAAAUAAUUGUAUUUAGCCUAUUUCCUAAAUGUUCUGCUUCUACAUUAUGUUUGAUUGGAGCUGUCGAGCUACCUGUACCUGCCUCGUAGUGUCGCUGCAGCAGUUCUUUGGCUUUAAUCACUCGGUGGAACUUCCGUAAUGCCAUUUCCGUACACAAAUCUUCUCAACUGAUGACGUGUGCAUUGCACAAAAAUCCACUUGUUUUUAGUUUCAGAAUAAAACCGGCUAAAGGUAUUCCUCUAUAGACCGAGGGUAUUUUUUGUGGAUUGUGGCUUGAAACAUAAAGGAAAAUGGAGACAUUGUACCAUCAAACAAAUAAGUGAGUGUUUCUGUUCUCUUUUCAAAAAACAGUCAGCUAGCUAGCUCACUUGCCUUGACGUACCGUUUUUGUAACUAGCUGGCUAGCUAACAACAGACACUGUCAUUUCAUGACAAAUAUAUUUGUAACUAACCCCUUCAAUUAGUGGUCAUGAUGUCAACAGGAAACUAGCUAGCUAACCAACUAAUAGAUAGCCAUAGAUCCAUGUCCAACAAUAUUAAACUUAUCACUACUGUAACGGUACGCCGCGUUCAAAACUGAACUCAGACGUCAUAUAUAAUAUACAGUGAGGGAAAAAAAGUAUUUGAUCCCCUGCUGAUUUUGUACGUUUGCCCACUGACAAAGACAUGAUCAGUCUAUAAUUUUAAAGGUAGGUUUAUUUGAACAGUGAGAGACAGAAUAAGAACAACAAAAUCCAGAAAAACGCAUGUCAAAAAUUUUAUAAAUUGAUUUGCAUUUUAAUGAGGGAAAUAAGUAUUUGACCCCUCUGCAAAACAUGACUUAGUACUUGGUGGCAAAACCCUUGUUGGCAAUCACAGAGGUCAGACAUUUCUUGUAGUUGGCCACCAGGUUUGCACACAUCUCAGGAGGGAUUUUGUCCCACUCCUCUUUGCGGAUCUUCUCCAAAUCAUUAAGGUUUCGAGGCUGACAUUUGGCAACUCGAACCUUCAGCUCCCUCCACAGAUUUUCUAUGGGAUUAAGGUCUGGAGACUGGCUAGGCCACUCCAGGACCUUAAUGUGCUUCUUCUUGAGCCACUCCUUUGUUGCCUUUGCCGUGUGUUUUGGGUCAUUGUCAUGCUUGAAUACCCAUCCACGACCCAUUUUCAAUGGACUGGCUGAGGGAAGGAGGUUCUCACCCAAGAUUUGACGGUACAUGGCGCUGUCCAUCGUCGCUUUGAUGCGGUGAAAUUGUCCUGUCCCCUUAGCAGAAAAACACCUCCAAAGCAUAAUGUUUCCACCUCCAUGUUUGACGGUGGGGAUGGUGUUCUUGGGGUCAUAGGCAGCAUUCCUCCUCCUCUAAACACGGCGAGUUGAGUUGAUGCCAAAGAGCUCGAUUUUGGUCUCAUCUGACCACAACACUUUCACCCAGUUCUCCUCUGAAUCAUUCAGAUGUUCAUUGGCAAACUUUAGACGGGCCUGUAUAUGUGCUUUCUUGAGCAGGGGGACCUUGCGGGCGCUGCAGGAUUUCAGUCCUUCACGGCGUAGUGUGUUACCAAUUGUUUUCUUGGUGACUAUGGUCCGAGCUGCCUUGAGAUCAUUGACAAGAUCCUCCCAUGUAGUUCUGGGCUGAUUCUUCACCGUUCUCAUGAUCAUUGCAACUCCACGAGGUGAGAUCGUGCAUGGAGCCCCAGGCCGAGGGAGAUUGACAGUUAUUUUGUGUUUCUUCCAUUUGCGAAUAAUCGCACCAACUGUUGUCACCUUCUCACCAAGCUGCUUGGUGAUGGUCUUGUAGCCCAUUCCAGCCUUGUGUAGGUCUACAAUCUUGUCCCUGACAUCCUUGGAGAGCUCUUUGGUCUUGGCCAUGGUGGAGAGUUUGGAAUCUGAUUGAUUGAUUGCUUCUGUGGACAGGUGUCUUUUAUACAGGUAACAAACUGAGAUUAGGAGCACUCCCUUUAAGAGUGUGCUCCUAAUCUCUACUCGUUACCUGUAUAAAAGACACCUGGGAGACAGAAAUCUUUCUGAUUGAGAGGGGGCCAAAUACUUAUUUCCCUCAUUAAAAUGCAAAUCAAUUUAUAACAUUUUUUUGUUGUUAUUCUGUCUCUCACUGUUGAAAUAAACCUACCAUUUAAAAUUAUAGACUGAUCAUUUCUUUGUCAGUGGGCAAACGUACAAAAUCAGCAGGGGAUCAAAUACUUUUUUCCCUCACUGUAUAUGUAUGUGUGUGUAUAUAUAUAUAUAUAUAUUUUUUUUUUUCUAGUUGUCUUGAAAGCGCAAUGAAUUCACUGUCUUUAGCUUACGUAUGUAUCUAGCGUGUGUUUUCAAUUGCCACAUACUACUUUGUCUAGUUCCUUGUGUAUUCCAUAGACCUGUAUCUAAUAUUAUGUUUCCAUAGAGCUUCCAUAUAGACCUCUGUUUAAUAUUUAUGGUAGCCUAGUAUAUUUGAGGAAUAAUUAUAUAUCUUUGCUCUUUGUCCUUUUUGAUCAGGCAAAUCCAGGAGGUGCAGUCGUACAUGGGACGCCUGGAGAACACAGAUCGUCAGUCUGUCCACUGUGAGUUCACUCAUUCUAAAAAAAUGUAUCUUCUCUGCAUUCAAUGGAUGUUGCAAGUGUCAACCUUUGUUCCACCAUCCAUCCUAUCUACACUGAACAAAAAUAUCAAUGCAACAUGUAAAUUGUUGGUUGCAUGUUUAAUGAGCUGAAAUAAAAGAUCCCAGAAAUGUUAGAUAUGCACAAAAAGCUUAUUUCUCUAAAAUGUUGUGCACAAAUGUGUUUACAUCCCUGUUAGUGAGCAUUCUCCUUUGCCAAGAUAAUCGAUCCACCUUACAGGUGUGGCAUAUCAAGAAGCUGAUUAAACAGCAUGAUCAUUACACAGGUGCACCUUGUGCUGGGGACAAUAAAAGGCCACUCUAAAAUGUGCAGUUUUGUUACACAACACAAUGCCACAGAUGCGUGCAAUUGGCAUGCUGACUGCAGGAAUGUCCAAUAGAGCUGUUGCCAGAGAAUGUAAUGUUAAUUUCUCUACCAUAAGCCGCCUCCAACAUCGUUUACAGAAUUUGGCAGUACGUCCAACUGGCUUCACAACCGCAGAGCACAUGUAACCAUGCCCAGCCCUCACAUUCUUCACCUGCAGGAUCGUCUGAGACCAGCCACCCAGACAGCUGAUGAAACUGUGGGUUUGCACAACCGAAUAAUUUCUGCACAAACUGUCAGAAACCGUAUCAGGGAAGCUCAUCUGCGUGCUAGUUGUCCUCACCAAGGUCUUGAUCUGACUGCAGUUCGGCGUCGCAACCGACUUCAGUGGGCAAAUGCUCACCUUCGAUAGCCACUGGCAUGCUGGAGAAGUGUGCUUUUUCACGGAUGAAUCCCGGUUUCAGCUGUACCGGGCAGAUGGCAGACAGCGUGUGGGCGAGCGGUUUGCUGAUGUCAACAUUGUGAAGAGAUUGCCCGGUGGUGGGGUUAUGGUAUGGGCAGGCAUAAGCUAUGGACAACAAGCACAAUUGCAUUUUAUGGAUGGCAAUUUGAAUGCACAGAGAUACUGUGACGAGAUCCUGAGGCCCAUUGUCGUGCCAUUCAUCCGCCGCCAUCACCUCAUGUUUCAGCAUGAUAAUGCACAACCCCAUGUCGCAAGGAUCUGUACACAAUUCCUGGAAGCUGAAAACGUCCCAGUUCUUCCAUGGCCUGCAUACUCACCAGACAUGUCACCCAUUGAGCAUGUUUGGGAUGCUCUGGAUCGACGUGUACCACAGCGUGUUCCAGUUCCCGCCAAUAUCCAGCAACUUCGCACAGCCAUUGAAGAGAAGUGGGACAACAUUCCACAGCCCACAAUCAACAGCCUGAUCAACUCGAUGCGAAGGAGAUGUCACGCUGCAUGAAGAAAAUGGUGGUCACACCAGAUACUGAUUGGUUUUAUGAUCGAGGCCCCUACCUUAUUUUUAAGGUAUCUGUGACCAACAGGUGCAUAUCUGUAUUCCCAGUCAUGUGAAAUUUAUAGAUUGGGGCCUAAUGAAUUUAUUUCAAUUGACUGAUUUCCUUAUAUGAACUGUAACUCAGUAAAAUCUAUAAAAAUGUUGCAUGUUGUGUUUAUAUUCUUGUUCAGUAUAAUAAGAUACCACUGUCAGAAUGGCUUUGCUCUCCUGAAGUAUCAGCUGGAAAUUCAGAUAAUUAUAAAUACAUGAUAAAUUCUGAAUUUACAACUAGACAGCAUGUGCAUCUGAAGGAGGAAACCGUUUCCUUCUCCCUUCUUUUCCCCUUUUCCAGUGUUGCGCAGCCCUUUUAGCCAGGCUGUACCCUGCCCUCCCUACUGAUUGUUUUGGGAGGUGGGCAGGGCGGGCGGUGUUCUGUGAGCCAGGCUGGUGCCAGGGCAGGAAGCAGAGGGGUGGGGGCAGAGGGACGACUGGGAAGGCUUCUCUAAAGAUAAUGGUGGCAGCCAGUCGGCCGCCCAGUCUUGACAAUGACAUCAUCUCGCAUGUUAGAGGGUGGAAGGAUGAAGGAUGCAGCACGCGUCCGAGCGAGGAGUCACUCAGUCAGGGUGGGAGAGGGAGAAGGGUGGGGGUGGGGGACAAGAUGGUGCUAGUCCUUUUAAAGGGCAGAUAAAAGCUUCCCACAAGCCUAGUGCUGCUGUCACCUUGGAAUCAAACGCUAUCUAGAAUCUCAGCAGUCUGAGAAUGAAACGGGUGUAACGAUGGAUAUCUGACUACAAAUAAGAAUCAGUUGCUGAUUUGCCUUCAUGAAGAGAUUAUGUACAAGGCCCUUUGUUUCAAUGUGGAUUAACUUUCUCUGCAAAGUUUGAGGAAAUAACACAUUUGCUUUCAUCACUCUCUUGGAUUCACCUGAAACUGUGGGGCUAAAUUCCAUGGUAGUAUGGAAUGGGGAAACUAACUACAGUAUGACAAACCACUGACAUAAUCUGGCUUGUCUGAUUUAUUCUAAUGAACAUAACUAACAUAAAAAAAAAAAGAUUGGCCUAUUUGGGGAUUGAAACAACUGUUCAGGGUUGUGUUUUAAUUGUUUCUGUAUGUGUGUGCGCCCUCCAGUGUUGGAGAACGAGCUGCAGGCCAGAAUCGACCAGAUCUUCAGCCAUUUGGAACGUCUGGAUAUCCUGGCCAGCAAAGAACCGCCAAACCGCCGUCAGAACGCCAAACUGUGAGUACUCAUAAACUGCAUCGUUGACCCAAAUCCGGCCAGAGAUGGCGUGGCGAUGAAUGUUUCAUAAAGAUGGGUGGGAACCGGGACGAGGUAGCAGCUAGAUGAAACAGGCAGUGUGUUGCCCUGUGGCGACGUGGCUCUGUGAAAACAUUCCCUUGGAAGCCCCGUCAUCACCGGCAUUCCUGACGUGUUGGGCAAGGCGUCACUUCAGAGCUGGGUAAACAGGCCUCAGGGGACACACUGCUGCGCCCCGUUCCACAGCUCUCCUCUGAUCUCAGGACAGCUACAGUACACUGGGGCCGCAGGGCUGAGCCACGAACAGGUGAUGCUCAGGAGGAGAGGGAGAGAGGGGUGGCGGGAGACUGGCCCUCAGGGGUUUCAGCCAGGUGGAGAAGUGGAGAAGUAUGUCAGAUGGGGAAGAAGGGAGGCAUGUUGACUUAUCUUAGUGACGAUAGAAAGCUUUUAUUGAGAACUAGAAGACAUCCAUACAGAGCAUACCAAGGGAGAUGUCAUGAGUUAGUGAAGGAGUGACUAAACCAUAGCCCUGAAAUGCUGGAUGGAGCUGGAGGCAAAGGCUGACAUUUUUACCCUGUGAGAUUUCCUCUGCCAUUAUUCGGCUGGGGUAAGAAGAAUGUGGUCUCUGUCUGUGUCCCGUCCGCAGGCGGGUAGACCAGCUGAAGUAUGAUGUUCAGCACCUCCAGACGGCCCUGAGGAACUUCCAGCACCGCCGCUACUCACGAGAGGCCCAGGACCGAGAGAGGGAGGAACUCAUGAGUCGUACCUUCACCACCAACGUCAGUAGUAGUGGCCCACUCCAAAACCACAUAUAAUCAUCAGCACUACAGUAAAGUCUAUACUCAUGUAAUGAUAACCUUUUAAAAAAUCACCUAAAACAUGCUUACAAACUUUGCUUGACACACCAUAACUGGUGUAACAUGGGCAAUAAAACCUAAAUACAUUUAUUGAGGGAACAUUGUUGAGAUGUUACCGGUAUUGUCCCCUACAGGAUGCAGACACCUCCAUCCCCAUAGACGAGACGUUGCAGUUAAACUCCAACCUGAACAACGCACACAGGGGCAUGGAUGACCUCCUGGGCAGCGGCAGCAGCAUCCUCACCGGACUCAGGGACCAGAGGGGCACGCUCAAGGUGUGUGUGUGUUUCCCCUUACGAAUCAAAUAUGAUUUGUCACAUGCUUUGUAAAGAACAGUUGUAGACUAACAGUGGAAUGCUUACAUACGCGCCUUUCCCAACAAUGCAGAGAGAAGAAUUAUAGAAAAUAAUAACACGAGGAAUAAAUACACAAUGAGUAAAGAUAACUUGGCUAUAUACACGGUACCAGUACCGAGUCCAUGUGCAGGGGUACGAUGUAAUUGAGGUAGAUAUGUAUGUUUAGGUAGGGGUAAAGUGACUAGGCAACAGGAUAGAUAAUAAGCAGUAGCAGCAGCGUAUCUGAUGAGUCAAAAGAGUGCAAAAUGCAGAUAGUUCUGGUAGCUAUUUGUUAACUAUUUAGCAGUCGUAUGGCUUGUGGGUAGAAGCUGUUCAGGGUCCCGUUGGUUCCAGACUUGGUGCAUCGGUAGCCGUGCAGUAGCAGAGAUAAGUCUAUCACUUGGGUGGCUGGAGUCUUUGACAUUUUUAUGGCCCUUCCUCUGACACCACCUGGUGUAGUCUUGGAUGGCAGGGAGCUCGGCCCCAGGAUGUACUGGGCCAUACGCACUACCCUCUGUAGUGGAUGCCAAGAGUUUGCAUCAGAUCCCAAUGGCACGUGUGAUAGGUCUGCAGCAUUGUCAAGAUGCUGUUUUUGUUGUUGACACCUUGCCAAGGAACACUGACCGUGACAGGGCAGGGCAGAUCGCAGUCGAUGUAAUCAGUAUUCCAAAACAAACUUGGCUGACCCAGUUUCUGUCCUCUGUAAUGAUCACUAUGUGUAGUAGAAGUGUGUGUGUGGUCGUCAGUAGCAGGCUGAGUACAUAUUUCCAGGGAGGAGAAGAGAUGGUGUUCCUGGUGGAGGCUGCUAUGGGCCUCCUGUUAUCAGGGCGUCUGGUGAUCAGAUGGGCUGGCCGUGAGAAACAGCUGAGGGAGGACAGAACGGCUGGGUGUGGUUCCUCAGACAGCCUCUCCCUAAUCAGUUGAAUGGAGCUUUGUCAUGACUAGGCUAAAUGCAGGUUAUGAUACUACUGUGCAUACAGUAUUCCCACAAACAAACAGCAAUGAAGCAGAAUAGCCAUUAAUAACUAACUUCAGCUUUUUCUUCAGGAAACAACAGCACAAUCAAUGGAACUUCAGCAGCUAAUGUUUGAUGGCUUUUCUCCUCUCUGUCUUCCCUAAAUCCAGGGGACCCAUAAGAAGAUGCUGGAUGUGGCCAACAUGCUGGGUCUGUCCAACACAGUGAUGAGGCUGAUCGAGAAGAGGGCCACCCAGGAUAAGUUCAUCAUGAUUGGAGGGAUGCUGCUCACCUGUGUGGUCAUGUUCCUGGUGGUCAAGUACCUGGGCUGACCAUGACCGCAUCUGCAACCACAGUUUUGCAUUGGUCUUGGACAUUUUUGCACAAUAAGCCCAUAAGAUACGUGAACGGUGAUAAAAUAAGCUUGUCUUCUAAUCGGAGGGUUCCUUGAAAGUAUUGGUUUACGAUCGGAAGGCAAGGAAUUAUCAGUCUUUUAAUUUCCAUGGGUUUUGCCACCCACUUCUAUUUCAACCACUCCGAGUUGUUUGCACCAGUAAAAUGGGUGUUAAGCGAGACAUAUACACUGAGUGUACAAAGCAUUAAGGACACCUUCAUAAUAUUGAGUUGCACCCCCCUCUUGCUCUCAGAACAGCCUCAAUUCAUCGGGGCAUGGACUCUACAAGGUG
Messenger RNA from Coregonus sp. 'balchen', 12711 nucleotides. The record is from the annotation of a GenBank genome assembly. Lineage: Eukaryota; Metazoa; Chordata; Actinopteri; Salmoniformes; Salmonidae.